Molecule: messenger RNA, 1445 nt
Organism: Tachysurus vachellii
Lineage: Eukaryota; Metazoa; Chordata; Actinopteri; Siluriformes; Bagridae
Gene: dusp11
Product: dual specificity phosphatase 11 (RNA/RNP complex 1-interacting)
Exons: 9
Coding region: 283-1269 (328 amino acids)
Biological process (GO): protein dephosphorylation
Molecular function (GO): polynucleotide 5'-phosphatase activity; protein tyrosine/serine/threonine phosphatase activity
Source: RefSeq, a predicted model, not a curated record
ACGUUUAGAUCACGUUAUUUUAAUAUCUUCAUAUAGUAUUUAGUUUCUCACCCAAAAACCCAAAAACUCAAGGUCUUUUGUAUACGGAGUGACAUAAAAAGUAAUAGAAAUGCUUAUUUUUUAUGGUUAAACUGUAAAUAUAGAUAGCUUUACCGUAAGCUAGCUAGUGCUCGGCAAAGUUGGCGCAUGCGUACAAGGUUGUUUUUUUUAGUGACAGCGUUGUAUGGCCAAGCAGCUGUUAUUGUUAGUUAGUGUGAAAUAUAGUCCUAGUUAGUAUAGAACAUGGGUCCAAAAAAGAAAAGUGCCAUCCCAGACAGAUGGACUGAUUAUAAAGCAGUGGGUAAACAGAUACCAGGCACGCGCUUCAUUGCAUUUAAAGUACCUUUAAAACAGGCUUUGCACAGGCAUCUGCAUGAAUCAGAAGUGUUUGGACCUUUGGAUCUGAUGGAUGUGUUAAAGAAGGAGGGUGAAGAACUUGGUCUUAUCAUUGAUCUCACUUUCACCACACGUUACUACCAGCCCCAGGAUUUGCCAGACACGCUGCACUACCUGAAGAUAUUUACAGCAGGGCAUGAGGUGCCAAGUGACUCCACCAUCAUGAGCUUUAAAAAGGCAGUAAGAAGAUUUCUGCAUGAUAAUCAGAACAAUGAUAAGCUGAUUGGAGUUCACUGCACCCACGGACUAAACCGAACUGGAUACCUCGUGUGCAGAUAUCUGAUCGAUGUAGAUGGUGUUGAACCGCAUGAAGCCAUCGAUCUGUUCAACAAGGCACGUGGUCACUCUAUAGAGCGGCAGAAUUACCUGGAGGAUCUGAAAUCAGGACCAAAACGCAGUAAUGAUGGAAUGGACGAACCAGAGCAGGAGCCUGUUAAGGGUGGAGCCAGAAACAAUAGGAAUGACUCAACUGUCCAUGAACCUCACUCUUCUUUUAGGAGGAGAGAAGAUUAUCGGGAUCGCUUUGAGUUUUUCGACCAGACGUGGAGCAACAACCAGGCGAGACCCUGUCUACGUCCUUGGUUUCCCACACCCCCUCACAGAGCCCCUCCUCCUUUACUCCCUACACCAUCUUUCAGGGGACCACCUCCUCUCCUACCCACGCCUACCCCGGGUGCCUGGUUUGAUUUUAGGGCAGGCCAUUACCCCGCUCCUCCUCCAAACCCCAACUUCAUGCCACGCUACACCUUCGGAGAAGUGCCUCGUGGACACACACGCCGAAAAAAAAAGCCUAGAGCGAAUCAUAAACACGCUACAGAUACUCCAUACUCGUAGUGACUGUAAACACAGCAUUCUCUCUAGCCUUGAAAGUAUUCAUGUUAACAAAGAGGUUACAGAUUAGCAACAUUUUAUUGAUCUUUAUCCUUUUAGCUGUAAAAUGUGUAAAAUGUAAACCUGCAACAGGUGCAAAGCUACACAUAUUGUUUUAUUAAAGUUUGUAAAACCCCAAA